AUGCGUCAAACCUCUCGCGUCUAUCUGCACGGCUACAGUGAUGCAUCCGAGCGAGCCAUGGGUGCUUGCCUCUACAUUCGGGCCAUCGGUGGUUGCGGCAAUACAUCGUCGCACUUGCUGUGUGCGAAAUCCAAGACAGUACCGAUUGGGAAUGGACGAACAACAUUACCCCGCUUGGAGUUGUGUGCGGCAGUGACUCUGUCCCGGCUGAUAGCGAAUGUGAUGAAGGCAAACCCUAUAUAUUUCCAUGAAGUGCGGGCUUUUUCGGAUUCAACUGUUGCACUGGCAUGGAUUCACGGAGGAGCUUCGAGAUGGAAAACAUUUGUUGCCAACCGGGUGGCAGAAAUCACUACGAUCCUACCUGCAAUCAAUUGGCAUCAUGUAGAUAGACACAGCAACCCAGCCGAUGUAAUCUCACGUGGUGCUCUGCCAGAGCAAUUGAUCAACAAUUCCCUUUGGUGGCAUGGACCAGGCUGGAUCAAGUCACUCAACACUGACGAAGUUACACUCACUUGUGCUCUUGACGCCACUCAACAACGACAAGUGGAAAGGGAGCAACGAUCGACUGCCGUGGCGUGUUUGGUUGUAUACGAAAACCAAUUUAUCGACGACAUGCUAGCCCGAUACUACCCAAAUUUACAGCUUCUUUUGCGCAUCACAGCGCGAAUGCUACGUUUCUCCCAUCGAGAGCAGAGAGUAUCAAAUCGCCUUAUGCCCCAAGAGAUUGAGAAUGCCAUGGAAGUCUAUAUACGACACGUGCAGAAUCAACAUUACCAACAAGAGAUCAAUCGCCUAGAACGCAAAGGUGAAGUAAAUCGUAGCAGCUCUCUUCGCCAGUUAAAGCCUUAUCUGGAUGAACGACAUCUUCUCAGGGUGGGCGGUAGGCUGCAACUUUCAGAGCUAAGUUACAACACGAAGCACCCGAUAUUGCUGCCGCGCCACUCAAUCCUCACCGCACUCAUUCUCCAUCACGAGCACCACGAACAACUCCACUGUGAUCCGCAAUCACUGCUGAGUGCUGUACGACGACGGUUUUGGAUUGUCGGAGGAACGAGUGCUGCACGCAAGACUUGUCGAUCCUGCGUCGAAUGUAUGCGUGCAAGACCUACACAAUUGCAUCAGCUGAUGGGACAGAUUCCUGUAGAUCGCCUAGCACCGAAUCCCCCCUUCUCUAUCACCGGCAUUAAUUAUGCUAAGCCUGUUAAUAUCAUCAAUCGGCGUACACGUGGCGCUACAUCUAGCAAAGGCUACAAAGCACUUUUCGUGUGCUUUUGCACCCGUGCCGUGCAUCUUGAAGCUGUGUCGGACCUCAGUACAUCUGCCUUCAUUGCUCAUUCACCCGUUUUAGCAGCCGAUACGGAUUGCCGAGCAGAAUUCACUCGGACAACGCUAUCAACUUUCGGGGAGCAGCCCGAAAGUUCCGUGAAUUAUACCAACACAUCAACGAAAUCGAACGGAACGAUCAAGUGA
Messenger RNA from Wyeomyia smithii (pitcher-plant mosquito), 1470 nucleotides. RefSeq lists its product as uncharacterized. The record is from RefSeq and is a predicted model, not a curated record. The transcript has a single exon. NCBI's taxonomy places the organism in Eukaryota, Metazoa, Arthropoda, Insecta, Diptera, Culicidae. Gene Ontology annotation, molecular function: nucleic acid binding. Bases 1 to 1470 code for a protein of 489 amino acids.